AUGGAUCCUCCAUUGCUCAAGCUUUUAAAGCUCUGCAACUUGCUCCGUCCAUUUCCUCUGGCGAGGUUCUUGCCAAUCUGUUCCGCUGCCGCCGUUCUUCUGACUUCGGCGAUCUCAACAUCGGCUUCUUUUCUCUGCUCUUCCUCAGCCAUUAAAGGGUUUCCGUCAGACUUUCUUUCCCAGCAAAGGCUUGAGGAAACUAUUGGAUUUGCCAUUGCUAAGGAUCUGUUGGCCGAUAUUCCUGAUUCAGUUGAUGUCCAAUCAGUGCCAACCCAGCCAAAAUCGAAGACAAAAAGGAUCAAGAAGGCUCAGCCAAAGGCAAAUGUGACUCAAAUUGACACCGAAGAUACUUUGCCGAUCUCGAAAUUAGCUUCGAGCGAGAAAACUACAUCUGCUGCCGAGAAGAGGCCAGCCGAGGCCCAACAAUCUGAAUCCCCAAAAUCAAAAAGGCCAAGGUCAUUUGCUACAACCACCUCGGGGUCUCUGAAGCACGAUGCCCCUUGGGCUCCCCAAGUCACACUGGAGGAUAAGCCAGUUAAGGCUAGCGAUAGUGCCGAUGACAUAAACGUCGGCGUUACCCUUAGUACCGCUCUGCUCCUUCCUGGCGAUCUCGACCGGAAUACCGAGCUGAGCGAAUAUGAAAACUAUGCUCUGAUGCUCCAGCGCUCUGUCCAAGCCAUCCAGCAUGCUCAUUCAUUCUCAAUACAAUCCUUUGAGAACUGGAAAGAACUGGUCGAUAAGAAGAGAGAAGUUACCAGUCUGCAAAGGGCCAAUAAAAGCUUGCAAUCAAAAAUGAAGAAGCUGGAAGACCAGGGCGAGGUUGCCAUCAAAGUUAAGGACGAUGCCGAUGAAAAAACAGGUGCUGCUGAGGCCAUUAACAAGGUUCUUGAGGCCCAGAGGAAAGAGUUUGAGGAAAAGAUGGCCCAAGCCCAAAAAGAACUUCAGGAUGCCUUGGCCACCAAAGACGCUGAGCUCAAGGCAGCCGAUGAGAAGGGCUAUAACGAAGGGGCGGCCGAUGUCAUAUCAGACUAUGAAAAGAACGCCGACGUCAUUCCACUUCUAUUCCCUCCAAUUCCAACUCAAUCCGACGACGAAUCUGAGUCCGAGGAGGAGACCUUGGGUGAGGAAGCCCCCAAGGAUGCUACUCCUGAGAAGGCGUCAUCGGACGUGCCCCUUGCUGACAAGAGCCUCGAUCUAACCGUUCAAGAAAUUGAUGCUGAGCUUGCGGUCGAGAAGGUGGCCGAGAUGUCCUCCCAGCAGUCUUCCGAGAUCCAGACCCAGCCUGCUAAUGAUGCUGAAGAAUCUUAA
This is a messenger RNA of Camellia sinensis, 1308 nucleotides long. Lineage: Eukaryota; Viridiplantae; Streptophyta; Magnoliopsida; Ericales; Theaceae. The record is from RefSeq and is a predicted model, not a curated record.